AUGGCUGAGGCAGCAGAUAUGGGUAGCAGAGAAAGUAGAUGGAGUCUUCAAGGAAUGACAGCUCUUGUCAUCGGCGGAACAAAAGGAAUAGGGCAUGCUAUUGUGGAGGAACUUGCAGGCUUAGGGGCGACUGUACAUACAUGCUCUCAAAACGAGGCGGACCUGAAUAAAUGUUUAAGUGAGUGGAGAAAGAAGGGCUUCCAAGUCAUGGGUUCAGUGUGCGAUGCAUUUUCUCCAGCUAAACGAGAGAAGCUAAUAACCACUGUCUCCUCCAUCUUUAAUGGAAAACUCAACAUCCUUAUUAACAAUGUUGGGACAAACAUAUUGAAACCGACCAUAGAGUACACAGCUGAAGAUUUCUCGUUUAUCAUGACCACAAAUUUUGAAUCUCCUUACCAUUGGAGCCAACUUUCAUAUCCUCUUCUAAAAGCUUCAUCAGCAGGAAGCAUUGUAUUUGUGUCUUCAGUCUGUGGUGUUGUGUCAGUGACUUGCGGAUCCAUAUAUGCAGCAACUAAAGGGGCAAUGAAUCAGCUAACAAGAAGUUUAGCAUGCGAGUGGGCAAAAGAUAAUAUAAGGACUAAUUCUGUUGCACCAUGGUUUAUCUGGACCCCCCUUACUAAACCCUAUCUUGCUGAUGAAAACUUCUUGGAGGCUAUUAUCUCUCCAACACCAAUGGGACGCGUUGGAGAGCCAAAAGAAGUGUCAUCCUUGGUGGCAUUCCUAUGCCUUCCGGCGGCCUCUUACAUAACCGGGCAGACUAUCUGCGUCGACGGAGGGAUGACAGUGAAUGGCUUAUUGUUCCCAUAACCAUACCAUGUAUAUGGUUCAAAAUUAGAGUAAACAAAUGCCA
Messenger RNA from Corylus avellana, 850 nucleotides. RefSeq names its product tropinone reductase homolog At2g29330-like. The record is from RefSeq and is a predicted model, not a curated record. Gene Ontology annotation, molecular function: oxidoreductase activity. NCBI's taxonomy places the organism in Eukaryota, Viridiplantae, Streptophyta, Magnoliopsida, Fagales, Betulaceae.